Messenger RNA from Durio zibethinus, 2320 nucleotides. Its product is annotated as cyclin-dependent kinase D-3-like. Gene Ontology annotation, biological process: positive regulation of transcription by RNA polymerase II; protein phosphorylation. Gene Ontology annotation, cellular component: transcription factor TFIIH holo complex; cytoplasm; transcription factor TFIIK complex. The record is from RefSeq and is a predicted model, not a curated record. Gene Ontology annotation, molecular function: cyclin-dependent protein serine/threonine kinase activity; ATP binding; RNA polymerase II CTD heptapeptide repeat kinase activity. NCBI's taxonomy places the organism in Eukaryota, Viridiplantae, Streptophyta, Magnoliopsida, Malvales, Malvaceae.
UGAAUUUUUUCGAUUUUUCUCCGUUUGCCUUCGGCUGUACGUAAAGCCCAACCAAGUAUCGGUAUUGUCCAUCUGCUAGAAGCUCACUCUAUGAGGAAGAAUGAGGCCCAAAGCCUUUGUUUUAGCUUUUCUCUCCGCCAGUCAACUGUUAAAUUCAGAAUAAUUCCCCAUUGACAGUCUCUACUCUCUUCUCUCGCCUCUUGCCAUAGCUUUUCUUCACCGAGAUAUAGAAUUAUGUUUUUCUUUUUAUCAAAAUUUUUUUGAGUAUUUUGUAUCAAAAUUUGAUCUUUGCUUAAACUUUUGAAUUUAAAAUUUUCCUUCUAUUUUUCGUCUCCUUUACUUUUCCUGAUAUCCGAUCAUUUCCAAUCGUUUAUGUUUUGCCCCUCUUUCUUCAUCCAGAGCUGACAGCUGGAAAAAGUUUUUCAUUUUUGGUUUUUGUGUUUGAAAAUUGGAGAAAAUUCAAAGUAAUGCGUUGUGAAAAUUCUAAUAAACAAAAGCAUUUUUAAAUAAGUAAAGAAAGGAAAAAAAUGACAGAAAUGGAUCCAUCGAAGAAAGUCGCGGAUAGGUAUUUGAAGCGCGAGGUUCUUGGUGAAGGUACUUACGGUGUUGUCUACAAAGCCAUUGAUACCAAGACAGGGCAGACAGUUGCAAUUAAGAAAAUUCGGCUUGGGAAGCAAAAGGAAGGGGUGAAUUUUACAGCGCUUAGAGAAAUUAAACUUCUUAAGGAGCUUAAAGAUCCGAAUAUAAUCGAGUUAAUAGAUGCAUUCCCACAUAAGGGUAACUUGCAUCUUGUGUUUGAAUUCAUGGAGACUGACCUUGAAGCUGUUAUUCGAGAUCGGAAUAUAUUCCUCUCACCAGCUGACAUCAAAUCCUACAUUCAGAUGACUUUGAAAGGGCUUGCUUUUUGCCACAAGAAAUGGGUUUUACAUAGGGAUAUGAAGCCGAAUAAUUUGCUGAUUGGACCCAAUGGACAACUUAAACUUGCUGACUUUGGUUUAGCACGCGUAUUUGGGAGCCCAGAUCGUAAGUUUACUCACCAGGUCUUUGCUCGAUGGUACAGAGCUCCUGAGUUACUUUUUGGUACCAAGCAAUAUGGUGCUGGCGUGGAUGUUUGGGCGGCUGCCUGUAUAUUUGCUGAACUUCUCCUACGACGACCAUUUCUGCAGGGCACAAGUGACAUUGAUCAAUUAGGAAAGAUCUUUGCAGCUUUUGGGACUCCAACAUCUUCUCAAUGGCCAGAUAUGGUAUACCUUCCCGAUUAUGUAGAAUACCAAUUUGUUCCUGCACCACCUUUGCGCUCAUUGUUUCCAAUGGCCAGUGAUGACACUUUAGAUCUGUUAUCAAAAAUGUUCACUUAUGACCCAAAAGCUAGGAUUUCAGUGCAGCAAGCAUUAGAGCACAGGUAUUUUUCAUCUGCGCCUCUACCUACAGAUCCUGCUAAACUCCCUAGGCCUACUCCUAAAUCGCGAGUGUCAGAUAUUAAUCCCCAGGAUGGUCCCACUGUCCUUUCUCCCCCACGAAAAUCGAGGAGAGUAAUGCCAGAUCGUGAGAGGUUUGAAGGUAAUUCCAACCUUGCAGAGAAGAUUAAUGAGUGUGAUGGUGAAGUGAGACAGGCAGUUGGUGACGUUGCAGGAAAGAAAGAACAUGUGCCAACAUCAGUAGAUUUUUCAAUCUUUGGCUCAAAACCUCUGAGUAGACCUACAAUUAACAGUGCUGAUAGAUCUCAUCUGAAGAGGAAACUUGAUCUUGAAUUCCAACACAAUGAAUAAGAAAAAUCUACAUAUUUGUAUCUGAGAAUUUUUUAUGGUUAUGUUUCUGCUGCACGGCUAUUUAUGAGCUAUAUGGUGACUUCUUGAAGUUUCUGUUAUCCAUUUUCUAUAUUUGGGACUGGGGUUUUUAUUGGUCGGUAUCCUCCCUUGAUAUCAUGAAGAAGCAGUUAACGUUGAAGCUGAGGAUUAUUAUUUUUGAGAGGAUUUUCUUCGGCUUGCAAAAGACUGUAAAGGAAGAAACAUUUUGACGAAAUCUGUAUUAGCCCAUAGAAGGCAAAAUUUUGAAUAUAACUUGUUCUACCUAUAACAGGAUGAGGAAAAAAAAAGAAAAAAGCAUAUCCAACAAGAAGAGGGAAAAAUUGAUAUUUGCUGCUUGAGAACAGCUUGGUGGUUCAGGUUGAUAGAAAGACCCAACUUGAUCUGUUAUUAUUUAUGUUGUUCUGGGUGAAGGGCAGCACGAGGGGAUGAACCAAGUUUUAGUGUCACGUCUUACCUUAAUGUCUUGUGUGUUUGCACAUGUUUUGAGAUGAGUGAAUAAUAUCUUUGAUUUA